UAUCAUGACAUCAUGUCUUGCCACCCAGAAAACUUUCAGUGGGAGCACUGGAGUUUUGAAAAUGUUGCUACCAUACUUGCUCGACGGUUCCCUAAUAGCUUUAUUUGGGUUGUAAAGUGUUCUCGAAUGCACCUGCACAAAUUCAGUUGUUAUGACAACUUUGUGGCGAGCAACAUGUUUGGAGCACCAGAGCACAGCACUGACUUUGGAGCUUUCAAGCAUCUCCAUGCAUUGCUAGUUAAUGCAUUCAGACUCUCUCAGAAUAUUCUGCUGUCCCAGAAAAGCGUGCAUGGUGUCAGCAAGGAUGCAAAAAUAGCUGCUUGUAAAUCACAGCCACAGUCUGUUCCUACAACAAAUGGCUGCUCAUCCACAGAAAGAGAGAGAGAUUGUGAAUGCUCUAAUAAUUCUGCUAUGAACUUCAUUAUACCGUCUGCUGUAGGUGCAGUGUCAUUUACUUUGAUUGGCUUCAGUAAAGGUUGUGUGGUUUUGAACCAGCUGCUUUAUGAGCUUAAGGAAGCUAAAAAAGACAAGAAUACGGAUACCUUCCUAAAAAACAUAAAAGCAAUUUACUGGUUGGAUGGUGGUCACUCGGGAGGAAGCAAUACUUGGGUUACUUACCCUGAAGUGCUGAAAGAACUUGCACAGACAGGAAUUGAAGUUCAUGCUCAUGUUACACCAUACCAAGUGUUUGACACCAUGAGGUCAUGGAUUGGGAGAGAGCAUGAGAAAUUUGUACAGACACUUGAAGAAUUUGGUGUGGAAAUAAAUGAUCAACUGCAUUUUGCUGAUGAUGUUCCCUCCCUAGAUAACCAUUUCAGAGUUCAUGAAGUAUUUUGAGACUGUAUGUGUCUGAAUAGUAUAUUCAUUGCAAAAGCACUUUUGACACUGUAAACGUUGUCAUCUAGAUUUAAAACUUUGAGCAGAUGCUUUCUGAAGAGAAUACUGUGUUGAACUGUCCUGUGUUGCCAAUAGAUACUAUAUAUAAAUUUCAGUAGCCUAAAAAGGAGGAUUGGGACCCCGUACUUAUAUCAGAUGUUGUCAUUUGAUUCCUGGAAA
Phaethon lepturus (White-tailed tropicbird) is the source of this 1056-nucleotide messenger RNA. RefSeq names its product chromosome unknown open reading frame, human C2orf69 (gene CUNH2orf69). Gene Ontology annotation, cellular component: mitochondrion. Lineage: Eukaryota; Metazoa; Chordata; Aves; Phaethontiformes; Phaethontidae. The record is from RefSeq and is a predicted model, not a curated record. The coding region runs from base 13 to 837 and encodes 274 amino acids. The transcript has a single exon.